This is a messenger RNA of Haliotis rubra (blacklip abalone), 1609 nucleotides long. Its product is annotated as condensin-2 complex subunit G2-like. The transcript is spliced from 11 exons. Lineage: Eukaryota; Metazoa; Mollusca; Gastropoda; Lepetellida; Haliotidae. Gene Ontology annotation, cellular component: nucleus; condensin complex. The record is from RefSeq and is a predicted model, not a curated record. Bases 1 to 1521 code for a protein of 506 amino acids. Gene Ontology annotation, biological process: mitotic sister chromatid segregation.
AUGACCUUCACAGACUCUGCACCUCACGGGCACUCUGGCUCCAGCGGCAUGACCUCAGAUUAUUCGGGCGUCAUGGGACUCCUCUCAGGACAACCCAACUCGUCUGUGCCCCAAUUUAGAUAUGAUGAUUCGUGCGAUCACAGCCGCCUGGUCUCACAUGCAGCCACCUACCCAUUCGACGGUCUGACUGAUCUCCUGGACAACCAUCUGUGUCACCCACUGCUGAAGCAGGUGCUGCCCACAAUGAGAGACCAUGUCCAUGACAUGUCCGAGUCUGUCAGGAAAGCCAUGAUGGACCUUCUUCUCAAGGUCAAGAAAAUCCGAGCAAUCAAGUUCUGGACGAUCGUGCCAGUGGAGCACCUGCUAGCGAGACUGAAGGAGGACUCUACUGCUGUGUGUAAGAAGAUCGUCAAGCUCCUCAUCAACAGUUACAUGCCGCUGGAACAAACCACAGAGGAGAAGAUUUCCCGGCUCACUCACCUCAUCAAGGAGGACGCAGGGGCAGCCAGGAAGUUCUUCCAGUAUGCACCCACUGAACUCAAGUUUGAGGAAUCAGUGAAGUACCUGACUCUGCUGUCGCGUGUGAUGCUGGUUCUGAUCAAAAGAAACCAUGCUGAGAACUCAAAUGAGAAUCACAAUGAAAGCACUGCCAGCUCUGCCAAUGACAGUAAUGCCAACAUCACCAAUUCCACUAAUGUCACCAGAGAUGACAGCAGUAAUCAAAACACUGAGGCAGGAAGUGAUGACGAUGAAGAGCAAGAGCUGAGCCUGAAGAACUCGGAGAUCAUGAUGGGUCUCAUAGAGGCCAUGUACCUCAUGUGGGAUGCCAUCUCUAAACAGUUACACACGCCUCAACAUACUGACGUUCGACAUGAGUUGCAGAAACGGUACAGUGUGAUCAUUCCACAGAUGCUACGUAUAUUCCAGGAACCAAGAGCCUAUGCUGCUAUCAUGCUGUUAUCUGGCUUUUUGCCAUCGACAAGAGUUCCUGUAUUAAGUGAUAGCUGCAUGUCGAAGCUGCGUAACAUGACAGCGGACACACACAUGGGCGUAGCACACCUGCAGAACUUCAUCGGCACUCUGUGUAAAUGGCGUUUCAGUAAUGCCUUGCUGGAGAUGAUCGCAACUUCUGUCGAGGCAGGCCUCGAGGAAAAGACCAUUGCAGAGUAUAAGCCCGGUGGAUCUACCGUUAAAAAGAAGGCUGGUGCCAAAUGUGUUAUGCUGAAAGAGACUAUCAAGCCUGAACCUCCAAUAGCUCUGGAAUACCUGGAGAUCCUGCUGGAGAAGGACCUGUGUCGAGAGGUUAUACUUGUGGACCAUCUUGAUGCCUUGACACAGACCAUGGAGGCUCUGGGACACAGUGUGGAGAUUUUGAAAGCAAUGAACAGUGCCGAGUCAGAAACCAGUCCCACUAAUAUAGACUUUGUUCUGAAGACGUUCUUCCUGUAUCUCCUCGAGUGUCCCUCUUGCUACAUAAACAGGAAGAAACUGAUCCUAAGCCACAAUUCACUGACCUACUGACCUGGGCUCAGGAGGAACUGGUGCCUCAGUUGCAACAACAGGGCAAAAGGUCACGGAAAGACGGGGAACUGGCCUUUAAAACUCUUCA